Gastrolobium bilobum is the source of this 859-nucleotide messenger RNA. RefSeq names its product uclacyanin-3-like. Lineage: Eukaryota; Viridiplantae; Streptophyta; Magnoliopsida; Fabales; Fabaceae. The coding region runs from base 119 to 709 and encodes 196 amino acids. Gene Ontology annotation, molecular function: electron transfer activity. The record is from RefSeq and is a predicted model, not a curated record. The transcript is spliced from 2 exons. Gene Ontology annotation, cellular component: plasma membrane.
UGGUAUUCUAUAUAUAAUCCUCCUUCCAUCACCUUUUGUUGUCAUUGGCUUAAGUUCUUCUACUUGCAACCUUUCUUGUAAACUUUUUUGAUUUUGAGAGCAGAGAAAAGUUAUAGACAUGGCUAUAGGAAUGGUACUGGCUGCUUCUUUCUUGGUUAUGCUUCUGGCUUCUCCCACUGUAUUUGCAACUGAUUUUACUGUUGGUGAUACCGGUGGAUGGAAAUUAGGGACUGAUUACAGCACCUGGCCCUCUGGGAAAACUUUCAAAGUUGGUGAUAAUUUGGUGUUCAAUUAUGACUCCACCCAUGGAGUGGAUAUAGUUAAUUCUAAUGACUACACAGCAUGCAGUUCAAGCAAUGCCAUAAAAAGCUAUCAAGGUGGAAGCACCAAAAUUGCUUUGACUACUCCAGGAAACAUGUACUUCUUAUGUCCCACGCCAGGUCAUUGUGCUGGAGGCAUGAAGUUGUCAAUUAAGGUAGUUGCUGCUAGUGGCACCUCACCAACCUCUCCAAGUGGCACCCCACCAACAUCACCAAGUGGCACCCCACCUACCACCCCAUCAAAUCCUUCACCUUCAUCUGGGUCAGGCACCCCUGCAACCAAUACUACAGCACCAUCACCUAGUGGAGCAGUCACUGUUUCCAGUGGCAUCAGCUAUUUGAUGGGAUCUUUCUUUGUAUCAGCAAUCAUUUUUGGUUUCAUGGGCUAGGGAAGGGGCAGUGCUAUAGAACCUUAAUUAUUAUGUUUUUGGUUUGUUGAAUUUGUGCGAAUUUCAUUUAAUAUGAGAUGUAUAUCUGAUCUUGAUAUGUAUCACCUUUUAAUAAUUUUUCUCUACUUCUUCUUUUGAUACUUGCAAUAU